AUGUCAGACGAGAUAAUUUGGCAGGUUAUUAACCAGAACUUCUGUGCUUAUAAGAUUAAAACUGACAAAGGCCAGAAUUUUUGCAGGAAUGAAUACAAUGUGAGUGGUCUAUGUAAUAGGUCAUCAUGUCCUUUGGCAAACGCAAAAUAUGCUACUGUAAAACAGGUAGAUGGUAAGCUAUAUUUAUAUAUGAAAACUGCUGAAAGGGCUCAUACUCCAGCCAAAUUGUGGGAACGGAUCCGUUUAUCAAAAAACUACGCCAAAGCCUUAAAACAGGUAGAUGACCAUUUAUUGUACUGGAACAAGUUUUUGAUUCACAAGUGUAAGCAGAGAUUGACAAAACUCACUCAGGUGAUGGUUACCGAGAGGCGUAUGGCAUUGAGAGAAGAAGAACGGCAUUAUGUUGGCAUUGCGCCAAAGGUAAAGAGAAGAGAAGAGAACAGAGAAAGAAAGGCAUUGGCCGCAGCUAAGAUCGAGAAAGCGAUCGAAAAGGAGCUCUUAGAAAGAUUAAAGAGCGGUGCAUAUGGUGAUAAGCCUCUAAACGUCGACGAGAAGAUCUGGAAGAAGGUUAUGGGUGAAGUUGAAGAGGAACAAGAGCAAUACAGUGAUUUAGAUGAACUAGAAGAUGAAGAGGAUCUAGGUGAAGUUGAAUAUGUGGAAGAUAACGACGAAGAAGAGUUGUACGACUUGGAAGACUUACAAAAGUGGCAAGAUUCCGACGACUCUGAAUCUGAUAGCAGCGAUGAUGAGAGUGACGAUGAGAGUGACAGUGACAGUGACGACGACGCUGCAUCUAGAAAGCGCAAAGCUUUGGCAUCCAGAAGGAAACGGGCCAGAGUUGAAAUUGAAUAUGAACAAGAAACACAUCCAGCCCAGAAAGAAAUUGCGGAGUAA
Molecule: messenger RNA, 894 nt
Organism: Eremothecium sinecaudum
Lineage: Eukaryota; Fungi; Ascomycota; Saccharomycetes; Saccharomycetales; Saccharomycetaceae
Gene: MAK16
Product: ribosome biosynthesis protein MAK16
Exons: 1
Coding region: 1-894 (297 amino acids)
Biological process (GO): maturation of LSU-rRNA; maturation of 5.8S rRNA
Cellular component (GO): nucleolus; preribosome, large subunit precursor
Source: RefSeq, a predicted model, not a curated record